AUGGCCCGGUUCAGCACGCUCAUAUUCUUCGCCCUGGCCUCGGUCGCCACCCCGGUCUGGGCCCGGCCAAGUAGUCAAGUCUCGCCCGUCGUGACUGUCACUGUCCAAGGUGGCUCCUACAGCGGCACGUACAAUGCGGCGUACGGCCAGGACUUGUUCCUUGGCAUGCCCUACGCCCAGCCGCCGACUGGCGACCUCCGCUUCCGCCCACCGCAGCCCCUGAACGCCACGUGGACCGGCGUCCGUGAAGCGACCGACUACUCGCCGCAGUGCUUCGGCUACGGCAGUGACACGUGGGUCCUGGGCAACCACGUCUCCGAGGACUGCCUGACCAUCAACGUAGUGCGGCCGCAUGGCGUCCAGGUCGGCGCCAAGCUGCCAGUUGCGCUUUGGAUCCACGGCGGCGGCCUGACGCAGGGCGGUGGCUCGGACCCCCGUUAUAACACGUCCUUCAUUGUCCAGCAGUCGGUGGAGAUGGGCACGCCCAUGAUCGUCGCCAGCAUCAACUACCGCCUGCACGCCUGGGGGUUCCUCUGGAGCGACGAGGUGCAGGCCGACGGCGCCGGCAACCUCGGCUACAGAGACCAGCGCGCGGCCAUGGAGUGGCUGCGGGACAACGCCGCCGCCUUCGGGGGCGACCCGGACCAGGUCACCAUCUGGGGCGAGAGCGCCGGGGCCCGAAGUGUGUCUGCACAGAUUCUGGCCUACGGCGGCCGCGACGACAAGCUGUUCCGUGCCGCCAUCAUGCAGAGCGGCACGGGCUACGAGACCGACUUUGGCGAGGUGCCCACCCAGGGCAUCAGCUCGCAGGACUACUACAACACGCUCGUCAACAAGACCAACUGCACGGCCGCCGCCGACACGCUGCAGUGCCUGCGCCAGGUGCCGAGUUGGGACCUGAGCGAUAUCCUCAACGCUACCUCAACGCCGGCCUUCGCCAACGUCAUCGACGGCGACUUCCUGCAGGCACCGCGCUGGCAACUGGUCCGCGACGGCAAGUUCGUCCACGUGCCCGUCAUCAUCGGCAACAACUUCGACGAGGGCGCCGCGUUCGGCACCAAGGGCAUCAACACGACGGCCCAGUGGGAGGCGCUGCUGCGCUCGGGCGGCGCCGGCAACGACACCGUCGCCGCCCUGUCGGCCCUGUACCCGGACGACCCGGCCGUCGGCAUCCCAGCGACGCUCGACGGCCGGCCCACCGGCGACCUGGCCUACUACGGCGCGCAGUGGAAGCGCGUGGCGGCCUUCACGGGCGACCGGGGCUACGUGGCGCCACGACGCGCGUGGGCCGAGAGCUGGGCCGCCGCCGGCCUGACCGCGUACUCGUACGGCUUCGACGUGCUGGUCAACGGCAUGUCGCCCGCCGUCGGCGCGACCCACUUCCAGGAGGUCGCCUUCGUCUUCGACAACACCGCCGGCCUGGGCUACCAGAACGCCGUGGCCGUGAACCCCUUCGAGGGCCGGCCCGAGACCUACCCGCGCCUCGCAGACCUCAUGUCGCGCAUGUGGGUGGCCUUCAUCACGGGCCUCGACCCCAACGCCCACGGCGUCGACGGCGCCGGCGUCGAGUGGCCCCCGUACGAGCUCGACCGGCCCACCAACAUUGUCUUCGACACCAACGUCACGGCCCUGGCGUAUCAGCAGGCCGACGACUACCGCGAGGAGGCUAUGGACUACCUGAAGCAGAAACUAUGGUCAUAA
Molecule: messenger RNA, 1701 nt
Organism: Diaporthe batatas
Lineage: Eukaryota; Fungi; Ascomycota; Sordariomycetes; Diaporthales; Diaporthaceae
Exons: 1
Coding region: 1-1701 (566 amino acids)
Source: RefSeq, a predicted model, not a curated record